GACCCCCCCCCGGCACCGGCAGGGCCGACAUGGACGAUUCGGGAGUGAUCCGGCGGCGGCGGCUGCAGAAGGAGCUGCCGCUGCCUCGGAAGAGCAGCAGCUGCCGCACGAGCAACCGGAAGAGCCUGAUCCUGACCAGCACCUCCCCCACCCUCCGCGGCCCCACUCGCCGCUGCCCGGACACAUCGGGAGCAGCCCCCUGGACAGCCCCCGCAACUUCUCACCCAGCGCCCCCGCGCACUUCUCCUUCGCCUCCUCCCGCAGUGAGUGACCCCAAUGUCCAGGAGUGA
Messenger RNA from Poecile atricapillus (Black-capped chickadee), 290 nucleotides. Its product is annotated as microtubule-associated serine/threonine-protein kinase 3-like. The record is from RefSeq and is a predicted model, not a curated record. Bases 30 to 290 code for a protein of 86 amino acids. The transcript is spliced from 5 exons. NCBI's taxonomy places the organism in Eukaryota, Metazoa, Chordata, Aves, Passeriformes, Paridae.